UCGUCAGUCCCAGCCCCGGUCGGUCAGGUUGUUCAGCAGGUUUUGGCGACGGUAGCCAACACCAACCAGGCCAAACGAGUGAGUACGAGUCCAUCUGACAUCCUCCCAACUGUCACAUCCUAUGAACUGCAUCCCUCUCCAUCCCUUCAAGCCAACUGUCUAGAUAUUACUAGCCAUAGGCCUCAUUUCUCCCCUACUCUAAGAAAGCAAAGCAAAGGUACAAAGUCACCAACUUGCAGUUGGAGCCAAAUGAAGCUCGGAGGCAUAUGGAAGUUCAAUAGAAAGUAGUUAUUUAUUCAUAAAUACCAACGCGUUUCAUCUGUGUGCUUUCCGCUAUCAGAGGCUGAAUAUCUCUUGUACACCCCAUCUCUAAGAACUCAGCAACUCUGUGUAGUUCCUGGAGUUCCAGUGUACUUGGCUGACCGCUGGCCUGCGUUGUUAUAGGAUAGAGUAGAAGGUCAUUAUGACAGGGCUGUGAAAUGCCCCAGGUCCCUCCCAUGUGUCGGCGGAGGAGUGAUACAAGUGGUGACUGGGUAGGAACUGAUUCAUACAGGGGAACUCUCUCACACAUCAUACCUCAGUCCGAACCAGGUUCAAGUUUAUGGGAUGACCAAAGCAUGCAUGACUCAUAGCCUACACAAAGAAACACUCACAGAAAACACUGCAUAUACGAACACUAAAACACUGUUUUGCAAUAAACAGAAUCCAAAGUCUGAGUAGUGAGAUGAACUAAAUCACAUAGCUUUGACUUAAGACAAACAUGAACAUUGAUUGUUGGGUUCUCUAAAACAACAUUGAUGGUGUUUUUCAUGUUUUAAUGUGUUUUUCGCCUUAACUUCACUCUCUUACUUUGUGAGUAGUUAUUCUUGAAAACAUGGCAAUGAGAGAUGUACAAACUGUCCUUCUGUUGUUUUACUCCUCAGAAUUCUACUCAAGGCAUACUGAAGGUGUCUGCUGAAAGUAUCCGUUCGGCUUCCCCCCAGGGUUUUGUGUUUGGUAAGUAUAUAAAGCUAAGAUGUUUUAGAUGCUCAUCAUAUCAAAAUGCGUUGGAAAAUGCCUUCCACCUAGUGUUGAUGUAUUUUUCCCAGGUAACUUUUUUCAAGGGUUUUUAUAUACUAGAAAUUUACACAAUUUCAGGGUGAACCAUUCAUACAUUACAUCCAUUUGAUUAUUCAUUAUAUUACAUAUUUUAUCAGCUCUUAGUAUAAUUUGUAUUAGAACCCUUUUGUCAUGCUUAUUUUAAUGCCAUCUCCUUCUGUCCCUCUCUCCCAGGCGGACCCCCUAAAGCUGACGCCCUGGCCCCCUCCAGCUCAGCCCCGUCACUAGGGGAGCAGAGCAGCAAAGCCUUCUCCUCCUUUACCACAGCGUGAGUCUCUGGGGGUCAGGGGUCAGAGAGGGAAACUUCAUGUCACUCCUUCUUGAUUAGAAAACAGGAAAGUUGAAUGAUAGAAAUAGACCUAUGGCUGACUGUGUUUUCUCAUACUUUAUGAUGCUUUCGGACAGGUCUGCCGGGGGCUUCAGUUUCUCCUCUAUGUCCCAAGGAGCUCCACCAGGUACCUCUCUCUCAAAUGUACAGCCAAAUAUGACACUCAUUGGUUUUAUUAGACAGUAAAGUCAGUGCUAUAGUUCGUUGAAUGCCAUAUCAAUGAAUUACCGUAAAACUUCAAUUAAUAGCCCGGCCGUUUAUUUGCUUAAAUCACUGAAGACAACAGGUGCAUUAGAGACAGGCUUCUAUUUGAGCCAGACGUCUAUUUCCUUAAUGCACACAGCUUUUGCUCAUUUGCAUAGUUAAUUGUUUAAUUCCAUCAUUCACUUACAUCAUUUCAUUUCAUGUAACAAAUCAAACAGUAAACCUCAUAAACAAUUCAUUUAGAACCAGCGUUUAUUUGAAACAGGCAAGUAUUUACUGAAAUGUGUGCAGUUGCCGGCUAUUAAAAGGGACAGACAGCUAUUUGAGACUCAGCGUUUAAUUGAAGUUUUACGGUAGUCAUUUAUUAAAUCCAUUAGUUGAAAGCGUUUCAAUAUCUGGCAUAGUUUGUAAAUCUGCUGUCCAUUUUUCUUCCUCCCCAGUGAAGGACGCAAGUAAAUUCUCCUUCAGCAGCGCUGGCGGCGGCACCACCGGCAAGAUGAUGUUCAGCUCCUCUGCCGGGGAGGAACCCUUCUCCUUCAUCCCAAAAUCCUCUUCCCCUGCCCUGGGGGGCACUAGCCCCCCACCCCCCAGCAUGUCAGGGGAGCCUGUGAGGCCCACCCCCACCUUCAGAGUGGAGCCCCAGGCCCCCAAGGUGGUAGGAGGAGAGACCCUGGGGAGUUUCUCUGGUCUACGCGUGGGCCAGGGGGAUGAAGAGAAGCCCUCAGCGGCCGCGUUUAGCUUUGGCCAGCCGGACAGUGGAGUGGGGCUAGGUUUAGGCACAGGGGCGGCCCAGUUUAGUUUUGGGUCGGCCCCCCAGCAAGGGAAGCCAGCUGAGGCUGCGUUUGGUGAGGCGGAUUCUACCGUGACAGACUUAUCCAAGACUGCAUUCAAGCCUUCCGAACCGGCAGCCCUGUCGAUCACCAAGCCUGCGUUCUCCACGUCAGCAGCCACCUCCUUCAGCAGCCUCCUAGCUGCACCCCUCUCUUCCCCGUCCCCCACCUUGGAGGAAAUGCCCCCCAAAGACCCCACCCCCCCGUCAGACCACACUCCACCCCCAGAGCCUGCUCCCUCACAGCCCAGCCCCUCCGUCAGCCCCCCUGUUGCUGAGCCUGAGGUUACUACCUCCCCAGUGCCCUCAGUCAUCCCCACCCCUACCAUCCCUGAAAAAGCCCCAACUCCCCCUGCCCCCUCCCCAGCUCCCCCUUCCGCCUCCACCACCCCACCAGCCCAGGCAGCCCCCAGCACUACCCUAGACCCUGUCCCGGCCCCCGAGGCCCCACCACCUGCUAUCACCACCACCCCGGAGGCCCCACCACCAGCCUACCCGGCCCCUAGCUCUGACAAACCUGGUUCCAUCUUCACCCAGCCACCGGCCAUCACCACAGAUAGCACCACUGUAGACGUCACCAGCCUCACCCCGGUCAUCAACACCGCAGCCCCCGCUGCCACCACCACCACCCCUACCGACUCCAACACCACAGCCCCGGCCACAGGCUCUGUAUUCGGACAGCCUGCUCCAGCGUCUGCCGGCGGCUUUGGUUCCACUGGCUUUGGUGCUCCCCCAGCUGCAGGUGCAGGGGCUGGCUUUGGGAAACCCGUAUUCGGACAGACAGUAGGCGGGUUCGGCCAGCCUGUUGCUAACGCAUCCGGUGGCUUCGGUUUUGGCCAGUCUGCGUUCGGGGCCAGCCCUGGAUUUGGACAGCCCGCAGCGGCCACGGCUGCUGCAGCUGCCAGUACCACUGCUAGUGGAGGUGGUCUGUUUGGAGCCCCCAGUGCCAGCAAUGCCAGCAGUUUUUCCUUUGGCACCCCCAGCGCCAGUACGGCCAGCAGUACGGGCACGGGCCUGUUUGGGCAGCCGAGCGCCACCCCGGCCUUCGGGCAGCAGAGUGCUGGGUUUGGACAAGGCUCUGUGUUUGGAAGCAACACCACCACCACAUCCUCUACUGGCUUCAGCUUUGGACAGCCUGCAGGUGAGUGUGUAUGUGAUAUGUCACGUGUUUCUGAAAAUGCACUAAUUCGAAGUAGCGUUUAGGCCUCUGCAUUCCAUAUCAGAAAACUGGGAACUGGUUCAACCCUAUAAUUCAUCAUCAAUGUAAUGUUAUGUAUUUUAUAUGUGGCAGACAGUUCAGGACAGUGUCUUAUUGGAAGAGUAUCCCUUGGACAUCACCAUGACACUGUAUGAAGUUGUUUUAAGCCUCUAGCAUUUACACAGACAGCCUCUCAAGCUGUCCAAUCUGUCUUUUUUAUUGACUGGAUGUACAAUCUCUUUAGGAAUCAGAUGAUACCUUAAAUGAUUGGAUUACCAGAUUCUAGUUGAUUUUGAGAAAUGCUCUCCAAACUCCAUAUUUAGGACUACUAGGCUGAUAUUAUUUUAGCCAUGGUAUGUUGACCUAUACAAUUACAGCAUACAUUGCCUUCGGAAAGUAUUCAGACCCCUUUACUUUUUCCAAAUUUUGUUACGUUACAGCCUUAUUCUAAAAUUGAUGAAAUAUGGAUUUUUCCUCAUCAAUCUACAGAAAAUACCCCAUAAUGACAAAAGCAAAAAAAGGUUUUUCAAUUUUCUUUGCUAAUUUAUUAAAAUAAACUGAAAUAUCACGUUUACAUAAGUAUUCAAACCCUUUACUCAGUACUUUGUUGAAGCACCUUUGGCAGUGAUUACAGCAUCGAGUCUUCUUGGGUAUGACGCUAUAAGCUUGGCACACCUGUAUUUGGGCAGUUUCUCCCAUUCUUCUCUGCAGAUCCUCUCAAGCUCUCUCAGGUUGGAUGGGGAGCGUCAUUGCACAGCUAUUUUCAGGUCUCUCCAGAGAUGUUCGAUCGGGUUCAAGUCCGGGCUCUGGCUUGGGCCACUCAAGGACAUUCAGAGACUUGUCCCGAAGCCACUCCUGCGAUGUCUUGGCUGUGUGCUUAGGGUCAUUGUCCUGUUGAAAGGUGAACCUUCGCCCCAGUCUGAGUUCCUGAGCGCUCUGGAGCAGGUUUUUAUCAAGGAUCUCUCUGUACUUUGCUCCGUUCAUCUUUGCCUCGAACCUGACUAGUCUCCCAGUCCCUGCCGCUGAAAAACAUCCCCACAGCAUGAUGCUGCCACCCAUGCUUCACCGUAGGGAUGGUGCCAGGUUUCCGCCAGACGUGACGCUUGUCAUUCAGGCCAAAUAGUUCAAUCUUGGUUUCAUCAGACCAGACAAUCUUGUUUCUCAUGGGCUGAGAGUCUUUAGGUGCCUUUUCGCAAACUCCAAGUGGGCUGUCAUAUGCCUUUUACUGAGGAGUGGCUUCCGUCUAGCCACUCUACCAUAAAGGCCUGAUUGGUGGAGUGCUGCAGAGAUGGUUGUCCUUCUGAAGGUUCUCCCAUCUCCACAGAGGAACUCUAGAGCUCUGUCAGAGUGACCAUCAGGUUCUUGGUCACCUCCCUGACCAAGGCCCUUCUCCCCCGAUUGCUCAGUUUGGCCGGGCGGCCAGCUCUAAGAAGAGUCUUGGUGGUUCCAAACAUCUUUCAUUUAGGAAUGAUGGAGGCCGCUGUGUUCUUGGGGACCUUCAAUGCUGCAGAAAUGUUUUGGUACCCUUCCCCAGAUCUGUCCCUCGACACAAUCCUGUCUCGUAGCUCUACGGACAAUUUCUUUGACCUCAUGGCUUGGUUUUUGCUCUGACAUGCACUGUCAACUGUGUGGGACCUUAUAUAGACAGGUGUGUGCCUUUCCAAAUCAUGUCCAAUCAAUAGAAUUUACCACAGGUGGACUCCAAGUUGUAAAAACAUCUCAAGGAUGAUCAAUGGAGACAGGAUGCACCUGAGCUCAAUUUCGAGUGUCAUAGCAAAGGGGCUGAAUACUUAUGUAAAUAAGGUAUUUCAGUUUUUUAUUUUUAAUAAAUUUUCAAGCAUUUCAAAAAAACUUUUCGCUUUGUCAUUAUGGGGUAUUUUGUGUAGAUUGCUGAGAAUUUGUAUUUAUUUAAUCCAUUUUAGAAUAAGGCUAUAACGUAACAAAAUGGGGGAAAAGUCAAGGGGUCUGAAUACUUUCCGAUGGCGCUGUAUGUAGGGAAUGAAGCAAUGGGGCGUCCUUGACAAAGGCAGUUACCCCAGUUACUCAUCCAGUCAGAGCUGCUGCCAAAGUGCUUAAAUUAAUGUAGUUGUUUUCCUUCUGUGGGACUGAGCAGCAUCAUUAGGAAAGGUAUUUAUCACGCCAUUAGGAUAAUGGAGCUUAGAGAGAAGCCCUCUACUCUCUGAUACAGCCUCAUCCAGUCCAAUCCCAUCCAUCCAUCAGGGCAUGUUAGGAUCUGCUGGUAUUGGCUGGCAGACCAUACUGCUCCAUAUGUCCAUGGGUCAUAGGCCUCUGUUAAACCACUAUGCUGGAGGAAGUUGGCAUUAACCACUGGUCUAGGGUCAGUUUUGUUUCACCUAGUACCGAUGUGGUUAGGUUUGAGGAUGGUGGUUAGCUGAUCCCUGAUCUUUACAUAUAGGGGCAAGUUAUACCUUGACCCUGUAAACGCCAGUAUAUGGUGUACGCUCUACUUAUUGCCGGGACGAUACCAGUAUCGCGAUAGUCGUUAGUAUUGUGACAAGGAAAACAAAACACGAUGCGAAUUUAACUUCUUUAGGAAAAUAGCCCUAAUGUUGGAAACAAACAUUGUUGUUAUCCAGAGUCACAUGUAUUUAUUUUCCAAGAUAUAGCCAUAUUUUACAUACAGCAGGUUUUUAAAUGACCGAAAAGUUAGGGCUGCUUCAUGUUUUAAUUUUUGCCAAUGGAAAAAUAUUGCGUUACUGGUAUUGUCACAGCCCUACUAUACAUGUAAAAAAAAUUGCGGAACUGCAAAUUACAGAAGAUUCUACGUUUAUUUGAUUAUGCAAAUUACAGUACCAACCAAGACAAGUGCCAUGAUGAUAAUGAAAUUAACCAAGCCCUUGCAAUAUGUUUUGAAGAGAUAAGCUACUGAACCUUAUUCAAUUGGAACUGUCAGCAUUUUAGCGACAUGAAAUCUUAUUGAAAUCUGUUCAAAUACACCACCAGGAAGAAUAUAACACAUUUUCUGACAAGCGAGCACUUAGAUAUGGUCAUUUUCACAUUUUCAUAAAUUCUUAGAAUGUUUGGGAAUGAUGUAUACUAAUUCAUUUGUGAAAAUUCUAUAGCAAUAUAGAGUGGGAAAGCAGCCGUGCGUUUGGACAAUGAAUUGACACUGCAGUAAAUAAAAACAUCUCCAGGACUGUAAUCUACACAGACCGGUGAGCCAUAGCCAAUCGAAGCUUCAGUAGGCCUUUAUAUAAAUAAGCCAUUUCCCACAUGGGCCUGCCAUCAUUCACUUUGAACUGGACUGUGUGUUUACAGGCAGUAGCAACAGCGCGACUUUAGAUCAUUAGAACGCAUUCGCCAAAAGCCACAAAAUACACCUGAAAGGAUUUCUGCAAAAAUGUAAAUACCACAGGGAACUUUACAGUCCGAUUGAUCAAACAACCAUGAAAAGGUAGGCUCUCUCCCUCAGUUAUGCACAUCAACAAUAAGAUCAACAACUAAUGCUAGCCAGUGUGAGAUGAGCUAAAAUCUAACAAAGGAACAUUAGAUAAACCCUCUCAAACUUUUUCAGCUAGUUGGCCAUCAACAUUUCACUGAUAAACGAUGGGUAGCCUGUUCGUCCUUCUGCAGCUUGCCUGCCAAUGCAUACUUGUCCCAACCAAGCACCCAAGCUAACUGGCUAAAGCUAGCUACUUCCAGAAAUAAAGAUAACACCUCACUCUGACCAGUAGAACUGGUUAGGCUGUUUACAUGUUAUCUAGAGCGUUCAUGACUAACUAUUACUUUUUUUGGCAAUGUUUACUGACACCGGUCAUAUUCAGCGGGUGUUGCACGUUCGUAAAUUAAUCAGUUAUUCUGCACACUCAGACGAGAGUGCUCUGAAAUCGGAGUAGAUGGAGUGAAUUUGAGAACGCAAGAGAUAUGCUAACUGGAUAACAGUUGUUCAGCAUAGCUAGCUAGCUAAGCAAAGCGAUUCACAUUUCUUGCUAGCUAACCAAAUGACACCUGCACCUCUAGCUGUGUAGCCACCGAAAAACGAUAUGAGGGGGAAAAGUUGUUCACUCACCCACUCCUCCAAUGAAAUUACAUCCUCCUAGCAGCAGCUAGCUAGCUAUCUAGCUAACGUUAGGCUCCGUGUUUUUAGCUUGCUACAUAAAUAGAUACGCUAGCCUAUUUGCCACGUUAUGACUGACUUGUGAUCAUUGCCCUUGCUAGUUUGAUUGUAUUGACAUUCCCCAGCCUUAGUUACAUUCGUCCGUUUUUGUCCAAAAUAUUGAGUCAUUGAAACUGAAACAGUGUGUCAGGGUUGAGUGUAGAGGUGGUGUAGAAUCAGGCGCAGGACACAGAGGUUACGAACAGCGUCUUUAGUAAAGUCCAAAAUGAGCCAAACACGGCAACAGGCUACAGGUGAACUUUACGCACAACAGUAAAGUAUGCUACGGCGCACAAAGUGCGGAACUCUCUCUCAAAACACAAAAUACAGAGAGAACAGAAAAUGUCGAACUAGCACACAACGUGACACGGAAACAAUUACACACAACACCUGACCAAACUCAAGAGAACUAAAUAGGACACCUAAUAAACACUAAUAAGGAACAGGUGUAGCAACACAGACAAAACCAAUCAAACAUAGAAACAUAGAACGGUGGCAGCUAGUACUCCGGAGACGACGACCGCCGAAGCCUGCCCGAACAAGGAGAAGGAGAAGGAGCAGCCUCGGCCGAAACCUGGACACAGUGCAUCCCGAAUGGAGGCAGCAAACAAUGUACCAGGCCAGCUGUGAUUUACAACCUGAUAGCAAAAAGACAUUGACUACCAAAAAAUGUAUUGGUGAAUUAUAUUAAUCAUGCAUUGAACUGCAUCCAUCUAUUCUGGCAACAAUGCCUUACUGUACGUCAUGGAAUGUUGAAUAAAAUAUAACCUAUUUUUAAAACCUCUUAUAACGUUGGUUUUGUAGCAUAAACUGGGAAUGUUGAUGUUUUUUACAGAUAUGAUUGUCUGUUUCAUAACUGCAAAGUAGUUAAAUCGCUAUCAGUUCAACUUUAAUUAAGAAGCCAUUAUUAUGGCACCACGUAAAAAAAAAUAAUUGGGGUGGUGUAGGAGUGUUGAGCAGGGAGUUGCCCUAUUCCCAGGGAUUCUCUGAAUUCCCACCCGUGCCAAGAGGGGCUGGAUGGGCUGCGGGAUGACAGUUGACCUGUCUGUGUGUGUCACAACAACUCAGCAGUUACAGAAGCAAUGUCUCGGUUCUGACUGUCUUAGGGCUCUGUGUUCCCACCCAGAUAGGCUUUCUGUUAUACCAUAGUGACAGUGUGUCUGUCUGGCCAUAUGCAUGCACUAAUAGUGGAAAUAGGCUUACAAUUCAAAGCCACGUUGUGAUUUACUUUUUCAUUUUAAUUACACAAAGAAUUUAACAUUUAAUGCCCCACCGGCUAACUACACCUAACAUACAAGAUGGAAUUGUGGAAGCAGGGUUAGUCACGCUGUCAGAAAGUGAUGAGGUGAACAGGAAACGGAUGAGGUUGUGAUGGGGUUUAAUUGAGCUCACUGGUGCGCAUGGUGUGUACCACUGUCAGUGCCUUUGUCAGUCUUUACUGUAUUAUAUAGGCAAUAGAUGAGGUGAGGAGAGCAGCCCUGGGUCAUACGGUCAUUUAUCUGCAGAGCCCCACAGCAGGUUAAACAUGAAUUAGGGCUACUUACCCUGCAUCAGAGCAGGCCUGGUCGAUGUCGCUCUUAACAGAGCUUGAUUAAGACGUUAUAGCCAAAGACCAGACUUCAUUAAAUCUGUCUUGAAACAGAGGAGGAACUGCCUGAAAUUGUCUAAUAAGAAAGCUCAAUUUUACAUCAUAGACAUGGCAGAAAUCAGAGAGACUUUGACUUUGCUCUGUAUGCCUAGGGGUGAUUUAGCAGUUUUGUAGAGAAGACAGUUAGUGGUAUCUAAGGGAGUGUUAAUAGCCAGGGUCAUGGUGUGUUUGUUUCUAAAUGUCUUUGUGCGGGUCUGAAGGUGACAGCAGCCAGUAUUUUGCUACAAUAGCCAACUAGCUAGCCACCAGGACAGCAACAGGUGUUACACUAUAAAUGGCCCCCAAAUUCCUAUUGAGUCUGGAUAUGUGUUCUUCAUUCCCAUGUAUUAUUUCUGUCCCCUUCACGGCUGGCUAGUUAUUUCAGGCAGUAUAUUGUCAGCAUAGUUAAGUGAACUAGCCAAAGGGCUGCUGUUACGUUUUAUUUCGUUGCACGUCCAUCGUCCGCAAACUGCACAUGAACAUUUGUUAAUAAAAAUGAAUGUUGACUGUUCCUUAGGGCUGUCCCCAACAUUUACAUUUUUUUUUUUAAAUUUUGGUCGACCAAGCCUUGUCAGUUCUUUCGACCAAUCGACUGGUCGAAAUAAAAAUAAAAUGUAUGUUUCCAUAUAUAGACACACUUUAUGUGAUUUAAUAAAAUCAACUAUAUGUAGGCUACUAAGCUUGUCUGAUGUUUUAAGCACAAUGUGAUUUAAAUAAUUAAGACACACAAAUGACUUGAGGGAGCAAAUCUAAAAGUACUAUGUAAAAAUAGCCUACCUAACACCAACAAAUAAAAACAUUGCAGCCUGCAGGUAGAACAUAUCCUGAUUAAAAAUAAAUCACAUUGGCUAUGCAUGGCCUGUCUGCAAGGAACUUGAAUCAUUGUAUCAACUUGGUCCAGCCUGAAGCUUGCACAAACAAACUUGCAACAUUGUAAAAAAUAUUCUGGACCCUCAGUUUCCCGGGCCAGUGACCUCCGGACAGACAUAGCUGUAGGCUAUUUGCUCAAGGGAUAAGAAGUAAUCAGGUAGGCCUAUUUUAUGACGUUUCCACCGGAUCGGAGCAUGACAUUUUUUCCCCCUUUCAUGCUGAGUGGUUAUCGAAAGAGAGCUGGAAAGAUUUUUCAAAUAGGCUACAUUGAGGAACUAUUGUCAUUCUCAAUGGAUGUAAAAAUAGACUUUGUUUACUUGCUGUUUGCGGUGAAGAAAACAUUUCUUACAGCUCAUUAGUGGUGGUGAGAUAUAAGACAAUCAGAAAUUCUAUCAGAUCCCCAAAUGGGCACAUUUAUAAGCCUACAUUUGCACGCAAGCCAGGUAGCCUAGGCCUACAUCUAUGUGUAAUCAGGUGCGUGUCCUUACUCAACAUUGACAGUAGCCCUCCAAACAAAACACAAUGAAUAAAUUGACAACUCAUAAAUAAAAUGAAAUAAACCAAAACUUGUUUCUCACAAGUGUAACCUAGGUUGUGCGCUCUGCAAACAACGUGUCCACUCCAACAAUGAGAACUGUAAAAGACUGUAAUAAUAAUAUAUUGAAUGCAUUAACAGAAAUUACGGUAACCAAACAAACAUUGUAGAUGAGAAAUGAUGGGAACUGUACUGCUGGUGAUACUGGUGCGCCAUCCCCUCGGCCUCCACAAUGGAUUAGUCCACUGAGACAGGCGUCAAUCAAGACAUGUGAAAUACAUUUUUAUUUUAUUUAUUUUUUGCAACUGCUCUACUAAAAUAUUAAAGGGGGAAUGAGCUUAGACCCAGGCAAAAUGGAAGUGGAAUAAAAGGGAAAUGUGGAGUUGGCUGAUGGGAGAUAUCCUUGGAUCCGCAGGGUAGUAUGGCUGGCAUUCUCACACACGCAGGCACACCCACACACACAGCACACACUCUGCCACACACACAGCAUGUACAUCCAUCUAGAGUUUGUGGCAUCGUGUCAGAGAUAAAAGUGGAGAGUGUGGGGAUUUGUCUUUUUCUGCUCCGCUGUCUUCCCCCCCCAGUCAUCUAAAACCUGCAAGGAAAAUAGUUCUGUCGCCAUAGUCUAAUGCUGCUGGAACGAGACCAUCCAUAAAAUGACUGCACUAGCAGCGUGUACACACACAUCCACAGUUCUGACUUCCUAGCACUGUCAUCAUUGCUAACCUUAAAUGACUGCACAUCCCAAGCACAAUUUGUGACAGUUUGCAUUGGUGUAUUGGUAGUACAGAGGCUGCUUAAUAUAUUUAAUGUGCUACUUAUUAUUUUCUGUCCUCUUCCCUCCCAGCUUUCGGAAGCUCCUCCACAACCUCAGUGUUUGGUCAACAGACCAGUGCUGGGAGUGUCUUUGGACAGGUAACAUUCACAUUUUGCUAUGUGUACAAAAUAGACAACCAUCCUACAAUUUGAUAUGUAACACUUCAGGGGAAGACUCCCAAAUGCCCCUCUUCAAAUGUGCACACACGCACCACUCAAAUACACAUUAGAUGUAUUAUUGCAUUUGGGUAAGAAUCAGGGAGAGAACUCAUCAGGGAGGCCCAUAUGUACUUGUUACUGCAUAACCAACACUGAUCAUUGUGACCUUGUUGUGGCUGUGCACCCCUCCCCCCUCUCCUACCCAGCAGCAGCCAUCCAGCGGUGGGGGUCUGUUUGGGUCUGGCUCUGCCCCGGCUGCAGGCUCCCAGCAGGCAGGGGGAGGCUUCUUCAGCGGCCUGGGGGGCAAACCCACUGAGGAUGCUGCCAACAAGAACCCCUUCGGCACUGCCACCGCCACCGGGGUCUUCGGACAGCCCAACCAGACAGGUGGGAGGACCUACAGGGGCCGAGAAGUGUUGUAGCAGAAAGGAUGACUCAUCUUAGAUUUAAACUUCCUGUUCAAUUUUAAGACUGAUGGGUGCAGUUAUCAUCAGUAGGGGGGACCCUUUCAUUGACAUCCCUCUUGCACAGAAUGAUAAAGUGGACUGCAAGCAAUACAAUGCAAAUCACCAAAGUUCUUAAAAUGAUAGCUAAAAAAUGUUUGAAUGAAUGUUAUCAAGAUAGAUGUUUUCAUGUGGGGGGAGGUAGCGAAUAUCAACAUAUUUUUUGUUUCUAAACACAGCCCAACGUAAAUCGAUUUUCCUCAGCAUUAUGCUGCGAGCCUUAAUCUCAUAAGCAGAAUAGUGAUUUAGCCUGUUGCUGCUGCAGGCACUGACAGCGUAUGUAUCUGUGCUGUCCUAUCUGUGACACGACACGAGUCUGCACCACCUUCUAUAGCUCCCGGUCAUAUGGCACUGCUCAACAGACUGGCAUAGUUUUCCAUAUAGGCUUGUAUCUGUAUGUUUUCUUAUUCCUCUAAUGCACACAAACUGUAUCGAAUCAUCCAUGUUUGUUCUGUAGAUUAAUGCAAAUAUGUUCAUAUUUUCCCAACCUUUGAGACCUUGAGGUGGUACGUGAUUCAUUUGUGUUAAACAAUGUUAAUGAAAUCAUUAGUCUACUUUUCCUCUAAGCUAUAUUUCACUGUGGUACUGAACAUGUAGGUUUGAUGAGUAGAAAUAUCCACCUUGAUAUGCAUUUGAGCCCCCAUACUGUCCUCCUAUGCUCUCUUUUGUUCCGAAUUGGAAUGGUGCGGUAUUCUGAUUAUGGCUAUCUGAAUAUGUAUGACCCAUUUCAUAGGGACUAUGUGAUAGUAUAGUAUAUCCCUUGCAUGCCCAAGGCUUUGAUUCUUACCCACAUUUUCACCCAUGUCUUUGCUGUUCUAUAGUUUAUUUUCUCAGCGCACUGCAUGCAGACCAUUGGCUUUUAGUCCAAUUCCUCAAUUCCAUUGAUUCUUGGACAAUCACUUUUGGGAAGAGCACUGCAAAUGACUAUUUUCCUUGAGUAGCUCUUAACUGACAGUAGGCGUUGUGCCAUGCUGCCUAAUGCAUCAAGUGUCCGUCCCAAUGUCUUCCACACACACCUAAUACCAUUCAGCCACGUAUCCAUUUCCUUCAUCUCCCUGUUUCUAUGAUGAAAAGUGACCCCCUUUAUCUGAUAGUCAGGUAACUCGUCCAUGUAACCACCCAGCCCCAGGAGAAUCCAUUUUGAUUUGAAAGGCGAUUAUUUAUUAUUUGUUUUCUCUCACGUUGUUUGCUUUCAAGUUACUAUCUUGCAAAUUGUUGGAGUGUGAAGUGCUAAAUUGCAUCUCAAAUGAGAUUGCAGUGUUGCGUGUCAUUUACACACAAGUACUUGCCAUGAGCAGAAUUACCAUUAUGGCGGAAGCAUUGUGCAAAAAAAGUAUGAAAACUCUCUAUGCCGAUUGAUAUAUGAUGUCUGGGACUUGGAAAAGUUCUGUGAAAUGAACAUCGCAGGAAACCUUAAUGCGAAAACUAGAAUUUAAUGAUCAAAGAUGAGGCUUUUAAACAUCUCUCCAGUGCUAUAAAAAAGAAAGGAAAGAUGAAAUGAUUCUUGAAACAUUGUCAGCAUUGACAUGGGGGCCACAUCUGCCAGGGCGGUCGGAACAGAAAGUGACCAGUGACCAGUGGGCGGUGUUAAACAAAUCAAAAUAUAUUUUGUAUUUGAGAUUCUUCAAAUAGCCACCCUUUGCCUUGAUGACAGCUUUGCACACUCUUGGCAUUCUCUCAACCAGCUUCAUGAGGUAGUCACCUGGAAUGCAUUUCAAUUAACAGGUGUGCCUUCUUAAAAGUUUAUUUGUGGAAUUUCUAUCCUUCUUAAUGCGUUUGAGCCAAUCAGUUGUGUUGUGACAAGGUAGGGGUGGUAUACAGAAGAUGGCCCUAUUUGGAAAAAGACCAAGUCCAUAUUAUGGCAAGAACAGCUCAAAUAAGAAAAGAGAAACAACAGUCCAUUACUUUAAGACAUGAAGGUCAGUCAAUACAGAACAUUUCAAGAACUUUGAAAGUUUCUACAAGUGCAGUCGCAAAAACCAUAAAGCACUAUGAUGAAACUGGCUCUCAUGAGGACCGCCACAGGAAUGGUUCCAUAUGUGUUAUUUCAUAGUUUUGAUGUCUUCACUAUUAUUCUACAAAGUAAAAAAUAGUAAAAAAUAAAGAAAAAACCUUGAAUGAGUAGGUGUGUCCAAACAUUUGACUGGUAGUGUAUAUUUUUUAAUACUUUUCUUUCUUGGACAUAAGACUGUAAAAUCACCAGGAAAUGAGCUCAAAGUUAUUUUAAUUUAGGAAAUCUGUUCCCAAGUAUUCCCACCCAUAAAUAGAGGCAUACAGUAUGUGAUCGUAUCCCAACGUUUUAAAUUAUUCUGUUUUUGUCAAAUAUUUGAUCUGUCUGGGAUUCUUGCGGUCAAUUUGCAGUGUACAAAUUAUUUAUAACUAUGUUCUGGCCCCCCGUCCAUCCGCUCAAGGAAAAAUCAGCCCACGGCUGAGUGUAAUUGGGGACCCAUGUUAUAGAGGAUUGUUCAGGUUUGCUUCAUCUCUGUUGUCCACGCUUUCAUCCUCUUGGAAGUGACCAAUAGCCAAUUCAAUAACUUUUCUUUGUGAAGCUGUCCAGGGUUUCCCAUACAGUUGCUUAGGUAGGAUGCUUAGCUCAGUGGCGCUCUGUCUAGAAAUCUUUUGGGAUCCUUUUACGUCUUUAAGACUAACUCUAUGGGAAACACUUGGUUGGUUUACUUUUGUGUAGAAACUCUUGUUUUCUUCUCACUCUAUUGGAAACACUAGGGCUGUUGACUUAACUAUAAAUUGGUGCUUGAUUUGGGCAGGAGCUCACCGGAACUGAGUACCGGCCCUUCAAAUGUUCUGCUGCUUGAGUUCCUGCACCUCUUAUAGAAUAUUACCUCAAAACUAUUGCACCUAAAUAUGAACAGUACCGGCACUCAAAAUGAGUACAGGCACUUUUUUCAGUUUAGCACUGCUAUAAAUUCACUCUUAACUUCUGUCCUACAGGAGGAACUACCCUGUUUGGGAACAGCGGGGCCAAGGCCUUUGGCUUUGGCUCCCCAGCGUCAACAUUCGGAGUGGGGGAGCAGACGGCCAGUGGGACCUUCAGCACGGGAGGGGGGAGCGUGGCCGCUCAGGGGUUCGGCUCCUUCUCCACCCCCACCAAACAAACAGGUAGGCUACACCUUCAUCCCAAAACAAGUGACAACAGUCGCCCAGCUCUGUCAACUCCAGACUUUUGUGUCCAUGGUGAUAUACACUACCAGUCAAAAGUUUGGACACACCUACUCAUUCAAGGGUUUUUCUUUAUUUUUACUAUUUUCUACAUUGUAGAAUAAUAGUGAAGACAUCAAAACUAUGAAAUAACACAUAUGGAAUCAUGUAGUAACCAAAAAGUGUUAAACAAAUCAAAAUAUAUUUUAUAUUUGAGAUUCUUCAAAUAGCCACCCUUUGCCUUGAUGACAGCUUUGCACACUCUUGGCAUUCUCUCAACCAGCUUAAUGAGGUAGUCACCUGGAAUGCAUUUCAAUUAACAGGUGUGCCUUCUUAAAAGUUAAUUUGUGGAAUUUCUUUCCUUCUUAAUGUGUUUGAGCCAAUCAGUUGUGUUCUGACAAGGUAGGGGUGCGGAGGGUGUAUACAGAAGAUAGCCCUAUUUGGUAAAAGACCAAGUCCAUAUUAUGGCAAGAACAGCUCAAAUAAGCAAAGAUAAAUGACAAUCCAUCAUUACUUUAAGACAUGAAGGUCAGUCAAUACGGAACAUUUCAAGAACUUUGAAAGUUUCUUCAAGUGCAGUCGCAAAAACCAUCAAGCGCUAUGAUGAAACUGGCUCUCAUGAGGACUGCCACAGGAAUGGAAGACCCAGAGUUACCUCUACUGCAGAGGAUAAGUUCAUUAGAGUUACCAGCCUCCAAAAAUUGCAGCCCAAAUAAAUGCUUCACAGAGUUCAAGUCACAGACACAUCUCAACAUCAACUGUUCAGAGGGGAUUGUGUGAAUCUGGCCUUCGUGGUCGAAUUGCUGCAAAGAAACCACUACUAAAGGACACCAAUAAUAAGAAGAGACCCGCUUGGGACAAGAAACACGAGCAAUGGACAUUAGACCAGUGGAAAUUUGUCCUUUGGUCUGGAGUCCAAAUUUGAGAUUUUUGGUUCCAACUGCCAUGUCUUUGUGAGACGCGGUGUGGGUGAACGUAUGAUCUCCACAUAUGUAGUUCCCACCGUAAAGCAUGGAGGAGGAGGUGUUAUGGUGUGAGGGUGCUUUGCUGGUGACGCUGUCUGUGAUUUAUUUAGAAUUCAAGGCACACUUAACCAGCAUGGCUACCACAGCAUUCUGCAGCGAUAUGCCAUCCCAUCUGGUUUGCGCUUAGUUGGACUAUAAGUUGUUUUUCAACAGGACAAUGACCCAACACACCUCGAGUCUGUGUAAGGGCUAUUUUACCAAGAAGGAGAGUGAUGGAGUGCUGCAUCAGAUGACCUGGUCUCCACAAUCCCCCGACCUCAACCCAAUUGAGAUGGUUUGGGAUGAGUCGGACGGCAGAGUGAAGGAAAAGCAGCGCUCAGCAUAUGUGGGAACUCCUUCAAGACUGUUGGAAAAGCAUUCCAGGUGAAGCUGGUUGAGAGAAUGCCAAGAGUGUGCAAAGCUGUUAUCAAGGCAAAGGGUGGCUAUUUGAAGAACCUCAAAUAUAAAAUAUAUUUUGAUUUGUUUAACACUUUUUUGGUUACUACAUGAUUCCAUGUGUGUUAUUUCAUAGUGUUGAUGUCUUCACUAUUAUUCUACAAUGUAGAAAAUAAAAAUGUUUAGAAAAACCCUUGAAUGGUGUGUCUAAACUUUUGACUGGUGCUGUAUACAGUGAGGGAAAAAAAGUAUUUAGUCAGCCACCAAUUGUGCAAGUUCUCCCACUUAAAAAGAUGAGAGAGGCCUGUAAUUUUCAUCAUAGGUACACGUCAACUAUGACAGACAAAAUGAGAUUUUUUUUCAGAAAAUCACAUUGUAGGAUUUUUUAUGAAUUUAUUUGCAAAUUAUGAUGGAAAAUAAGUAUUUGGUCAAUAACAAAAGUUUCUCAAUACUUUGUUAUAUACCCUUUGUUGGCAAUGACACAGGUCAAAUGUUUUCUGUAAGUCUUCACAAGGUUUUCACACACUGUUGCUGGUAUUUUGGCCCAUUCCUCCAUGCAGAUCUCCUCUAGAGCAGUGAUGUUUUGGGGCUGUCGCUGGGCAACAUGGACUUUCAACUCCCUCCAAAGAUUUUCUAUGGGGUUGAGAUCUGGAGACUGGCUAGGCCACUCCAGGACCUUGAAAUGCUUCUUACGAAGCCACUCCUUCGUUGCCCGGGUGGUGUGUUUGGGAUCAUUGUCAUGCUGAAAGACCCAGCCACGUUUCAUCUUCAAUGCCCUUGCUGAUGGAAGGAGGUUUUCACUCAAAAUCUCACGAUACAUGGCCCCAUUCAUUCUUUCCUUUACACGGAUCAGUCGUCCUGGUCCCUUUGCAGAAAAACAGCCCCAAAGCAUGAUGUUUCCACCCCCAUGCUUCACAGUAGGUAUGGUGUUCUUUGGAUGCAACUCAGCAUUCUUUGUCCUCCAAACACGACGAGUUGAGUUUUUACCAAAAAGUUCUAUUUUGGUUUCAUCUGACCAUAUGACAUUCUCCCAAUCCUCUUCUGGAUCAUCCAAAUGCACUCUAGCAAACUUCAGACGGGCCUGGACAUGUACUGGCUUAAGCAGGGGGACACGUCUGGCACUGCAGGAUUUGAGUCCCUGGCGGCGUAGUGUGUUACUGAUGGUAGGCUUUGUUACUUUGGUCCCAGCUCUCUGCAGGUCAUUCACUAGGUCCCCCCGUGUGGUUCUGGGAUUUUUGCUCACCGUUCUUGUGAUCAUUUUGACCCCACGGGGUGAGAUCUUGCGUGGAGCCCCAGAUCGAGGGAGAUUAUCAGUGGUCUUGUAUGUCUUCCAUUUCCUAAUAAUUGCUCCCACAGUUGAUUUCCUCAAACCAAGCUGCUUACCUAUUGCAGAUUCAGUCAUCCCAGCCUGGUGCAGGUCUACAAUUUUGUUUCUGGUGUCCUUUGACAGCUCUUUGGUCUUGGCCAUAGUGGGGUUUGGAGUGUGACUGUUUGAGGUUGUGGACAGGUGUCUUUUAUACUGAUAACAAGUUCAAACAGGUGCCAUUAAUACAGGUAACGAGUGGAGGACAGAGGAGCCUCUUAAAGAAGAAGUUACAGGUCUGUGAGAGCCAGAAAUCUUGCUUGUUUGUAGGUGACCAAAUACUUAUUUUCAACCAUAAUUUGCAAAUAAAUUCAUUAAAAAUCCUACAAUGUGAUUUUCUGGAUUUUUUUUCCUCAAUUUGUCUGUCAUAGUUGACGUGUACCUAUGAUGAAAAUUACAGGCCUCUCUCAUCUUUUUAAGUGGGAGAACUUGCACAAUUGGUGGCUGACUAAAUACUUUUUUCCCCCCACUGUAUGUUCAAAAGUGUUGUCCAACAAUGUCACAAAUAACCCUUCUGUUGUUAGACUUUAGGUCUCGAUAGCCUCUCACAAAAUAUAUACAUUUGUGAUUUGAAGAGUGUGUCAAUUAGAACGUUUUCAAGCAAGCAUCUUUUCCUUUCAAUUGAGAAAUGAUUGCCUUGUUGCAAGGUGGUAUUACAAGGUAACAGCACACCUGCAGAACUUGCGUACACAAUACAAGCUGGUACAGUAGGGUAAUUGUACUGUAUUUUACAAUACCUCCUACCCUCUGUGAACACAUUCCCUAUCACUAUCCCCUCCAGUCUCUUUGACUGUGAUAGUAACAGCUGUUUACGUUCUUGGCUUCGUCUCUGAUGUUGUCCUGCCCGCCUCGGUCUGCGGCGGGCGGCUCAGUGACAAGUGAGGGUCAGAGAGAGGGGCAGGUGGUUAUGGAUGAACACUCCACACAUGCAUCACUUCCUCUCCGGCCCUGUGGCGGCAGCAGCUCCACUCCCUGCAACCUCAGCUGCCCCCAGUGCUUGCUCUGCUGAAUUACAGCUAGAGUCACCUUAUCUCUCUCUCUGCCAGUACAGUGCUAGUGGAGCAUGGUUAGGCUACAUUCCACAAUGCAGCAUCUUUCCAAGCUAAUGAACAGUCUUGGCGUCUACUUGGCUAAAGUAGUCAUAGUAUCCAUCAAUUUAGUCAACGCAGUUAUAAUAUUUCCUCAAUCUAGCAAAAAAUCUAGCAUAUUUUAGCAAUUAGAAUCAUAGCGUUCCCCAAAAGUUAGCACCUCCGCAGUUCUGUCUUGGCAUUUUACUCAGCUAACUAUCAAGCACUGCCAAAGGACAUCACCUCUCCUAGUUAUAGCAUAGGUAGCAUCUACCCCUAAACUCUUGGGCCCAUAUUCACAAAGCAUCUCAGAAUAGGAGUGCUGUUCUAGGAUCAAGUCAUCCCUCUUAUUCAGCACUCGUACUCUGAGACGCUUUGUGAGUACGGGACCUGGGGGUUUUCGGUACUGCUGUCGGUUCUAUAGCUCCUAUCAUUGGCCAGGGUCCAAGGAAUGUAAUCCUUUUACAUUAGCCCAAUCAAUUAUUCACUGGGCCGUGCUCGUAGCCAGGCUGUAAUUUCAGUGCUCCCCUCUCUUUAUAACUCCCUUUUCAGCCCCAGAGAGUGUGUGGUUGGCAAUUGAUUCCUAUGUGUGUGAGAGCUGUGUGUGAGAGCAGUUGUCCCAUAACAGAAAUGGAGGCGUUGCAGAGCAGACGAUAAUACAACUUUAUUAAUCAUGUUGGGGCAAGUAGUUUCAGGGCAACAGCAGGUGUGACAUACACAUCCAUCACAAUUGAGGAAGAAGAUAAACGUUGCCUCUGUUUACAACUAUUUUUGAAGUAUUUACUAUUAUGUAUGGUUAGUAUUAGACUGUGGUAAGUGUCCCCUGAGACAUUCUGCCCUGCCUGCCCAUCUCAACGAAUUCAAGAAUAUUGCUCAAAUAUAUGUCAGCUUUAUUCAUGUAACCGUCCUUCUCAUGCAUUUUUAUCAAAACAAAGUUAACGAUCUUACCCUUCCUCACACCCCUCUCUCUGUACCCCUUCAGGUGGUUUUGGGAGCGCCCCUGUGUUCGGUAGCCCCCCUGCUUUCGGGGGCUCCCCAGCAUUUGGGGGGUCAGCAGCGUUUGGCUCGGCCCCAUCCUUCAGCAGUCCCAUGGGCUCCUCAGCCAGCAAGGUGUUUGGAGAGGGCACGGCAGCCGCCAACGUGGGAGGAUUCGGGUAAGAGAGACACCCCUCUUUAGACAUUUAUUGGAUAUGAAGAGUGAGAUGUUUUGUAUUCUUCUAAAAUGACAGCGUAGAAGAGCUGAAUAUUCACGAUAAUACCGACCAUAAAGGCUGCAGAAUGUCUUGCAACGUUUUUAUGCAUUUAUUGCUUUGUAUGGGAUAUUGUAUUGGUUCUGUUAUGUAUAUUAAAAAGCAAUAUAGGGACGAGGGGCUUUAGCCACCUGAGGGGUUAGUCAUGCACCACCGGACAUUCCAGCUGAGAGCACACUGACACCUCCUAGCCACUGUUUUCAUAUUCACACAUGGAUUUUGUCACCAACACUACCUGAUAAGUAAGUAAUACCAUGCUAACCCCCAACCUCCUUUCUCAAUUUGGGCAUAAUACCCUAAGCCCCGCUUGGCUCUACACUGGCACACAUUAAUGACCUUGACAUUUAAUUUAGAAAAGUCCACAAUAGUUGUGUAUUGAAGAUUACUUACUGCAUUUACGGCAAGUAUUUCUGGAAUUAUUUUAUCACAAGACAUCGGGGGAUGGAAAUCAGUCAGCUAUAACCACCUAGACCCCCUGCAGAGUCAACCUCUAUUCUGAAUUUAACCUCAAACCUCAUUGUAAAAUGAGAAAAUUGGAUUAUUCCUCCAUCCCCUCCUGCUCGGCUCCCUCUCCCCCUGGAGCAGCCCCCCUGCCACAUGCAGGCCUGCUGAGGCGCUGGGCACCUCUGCCAAGCCCCAAAUCACGGAGCCAUGCAGUGCUAGAUUAUUCCACCCAGAUAAUCCCACUCUGAGGUCAUACUGCCAGCAGAUUAAGAUGGGCUAGUUCCCCCCUUCUCUCUAUCCUCCCUCUCUCUCUCCCCCCUGUGGGUCUUGUAUUAGGCACAGGUCUUCUAGAGGGGAUUACCAACUAAACCCCAACCCCUCAAUCCUCUACCACGCCCUCCACACACUCGCACGCUUUACACCCUCUGUCUCCAGUCCUGUUGGCUGCAGGGAGACAGGAGCCAGCCUUGCCUGUGUGAACUCAUCUCUCUGUUUUUCUUAAUUUUCUCCCAUUCUCUCACUCCUUUCUCUAUUUAAGUUUUCAGGGUUUCAUCCUAUGGGGUUGUCAAAUGGUAGCAGGCCCAGUGGCUUGGUGUUUUUUAACUCAUUCCCUUUCUCAAUUCAGUCACACUUAUUUCAUUUUUUCAGUCUUUUUAAAAAUGUGUUAUUAUGUCAGGACUCGUGAGGUAAUAUUUUUAGCACUCUUUAUCUCACUUGUCAUCACCCCAUUGUCUUGUUUACAAAGAGAAAUAUCGAUAAAGUUGUUUACGAAUGCCUGUGCUAGUUUUGUUGUUUUCCAAACCCCUGCAAAUAUUUAUUGAAAGAUGGUUCAAUGAUAAAGUGCCUCAUGACUCCCUACAACCAGUAAAUGUCACCCUCCCUAUCUUUUAAAGUGGCUCCUCAAUUUAGCAGUGGGGUCGUACAGAGAGAUGAGGCGAUUGACCCAAGGGCGGUAGAGGUGGGCGGGCUGGCCAGCAAGAGAUUGCUCCUGUAUUGGUGUCAGAGUUCAGCCAUUAUUUAUGUCCAGGUGUCUACCCCUGCUGCCUCCACGAUUAAAACCAGCAGAGCAACUGAGCUGGCUGGACGGCCCGGACUAUUCUCUACCCCUCUCUCGCUGUCCCUCUAUAUUCUCACUCUCUUCUUUCAUGUCUGUCUAUUCUGCUGUCUUUUUCUCUUCCCCUCUUUUCUGUCUCCUCUCCGACCACUGCAACACACUUAUACACAUGCACAUAUACUAUACUAUCUGUCCUUCACCCGUCCUCCAUCCUCAUCCCCUCAUCUCUCUGCUGAUGUUUGAUGACUCUAGUCAAAUAAUCCUGGAGGUUCGGCUGUGUGACUGGCACUGGUCUUGUCUGUCUGUCUCACUCAGGGCACCUGAAGCCUCCAUGUCAGAACUAACUUCCCCUCACACUGUUCUACUACACAUUUAAACUCAAUAAAACAUCAAACACACUCAGCUCCCUGACUGUGUCGCAGCCUCCACACACAGAUCCCAGAUCAGUAGGGGAAGAGCCGUGGGAGCAUUAGCGAUUUAUUCCAUUGUAAUUCAAAUCAAAGCUUAUUGCAAAAUGCUUUGAUGUAAUGGGCUCUGAUAUUUUUCCAGGCAUGGCUGUUCCUCUGCAUAUUUUAGGAGCCUCUCCUCUCUGGGUUAGAAUGGUAAUGGGAACAGAGUAGAGGGACUGGGGCGGUGUGCUACGCUAGCUGUACUAGACGGUCUACAGACUAGAGAGAGAGAGAGAGGGAGGUAAGGAGCACAGAGCAUAGUAAUUCUACCUCUGACUGUAUGGUGUCAGGGGGGUCGGGACUGACGUAGAAAUAGAGUAUUGUACAGUGGAUGUAAACUGACCAGUGCCUCAAUAACGUAAUAAAUCAACUGUACCAAUGGUUAUUCAACACAUCCUCCUGAAAUGAUGAUUAGGCUAUUGUUAGACUGUAAUAUUGAAUAUUCAGUCUUUUAAUGUUUUUAAUCUUUUAUGUGUGUUUCGCUCCCCUCACAGCUUUGCUUCCACUCAACAAAGCACGCUGUCGUUUGGUGCUCUGGCCAACCAGAGUGCCCCAUCGUUUGGUAACCUGGCCCAGCAGCAGCAGGGGUCAGGGUUCGGAGUUCCUCAGCCCAGCGGCUUCUCUGGGUUCGGACAGCAGGGAGGAGGAGGUGAGUAGUAAUAUCUCACCCGUUCAGUUCUUUCAGAUCAUUGCGAGGACGCUGCUCUAGGCUAUCGAGAUGCACCCAAAGCCUUAAUUGACAUGUUCCCUCCCUAUUCUUGUGACUAAACUGUACCAACAGUAUGAAAGGAGUCAACCCCCAGCUUAGUCAUUUCUGCCCCUGCAGUCUCCUCCCCACUCCCCCAGCCACACUAAUGAGGAACAAAUAAACAAGGGCACAAGUCCUCGUUUGAAGCCCUGCCAGUGAGUCCCUUCCCCUAUUCCCCUGAAGUAAAGCCACUGGUUAACUAAGCCCAUUAGUGACUGUUUAAAUAGCAGUCAUUUAGCCUAGUGGCUAAUGCCAUCCCCAGCACUCUGUCUGCUGUGCAGUACAACAGGGCCACAAGAUGCAGCGCUAGGAUAAUUCUAGGCUAGGCUAGCCGUGGGACUGUUGGAAUCCCACAAGUGGCUUCCUAUUAACCCACAUUCCUGCUGCGGUCACGCGCCGCCAUGCAAGCUAUGUUUUUGUUUGCACAUGGUCCAGUUUUCCCAAGAUGGGAAGAGGAUGGUGGGAAGAACUCUUUCACUGUCUUACACUGAACAAAAAUAUAAACGCAUCAUGUAAAGUGUUGGUCCCAUAUUUCAUGAGCUGAAAUAAAAGAUCCCAGAAAUGUUCCAUACGCACAAAAAGCUUAUUUCUCUCAUUUUGUGCACACAUUUUUUUUACAUCCCUGUUAGUGAGCAUUUCUUCUUUGCCAAGAUAAUCCAUCCACCUGACAGGUGUGGCAUAUCAAGAAGAUGAUUAAACAGCAUGACCAUUACACAGGUGCACCUUGUGCUGGGGACAAUAAAAGGCUCUAAAAUGUGCAGUUUUGUCACACAACACAAUGCCACAUAUGUCUCAAGUUUUGAGAGAGCAUGCAAUUGGCAUGCUGACUGCAGGAAUGUCCACCAGAGCUGUUGCCAGAGAAUUGAAUGUUCAUUUCUCUACCAUAAGCCGCCUUCAACGUCGAUGUAGAGAAUUUGGCAGUACGUCCAACCGGCCUCACAACCGCAGACCACGUGGAUGGAGUCGUGUGGGCGAGCAGUUUGCUGAUGUCAAUGUUGUGAACAGAGUGCCUCAUGGUGGCGGUGGGGUUAUGGUAUGGGCAGGCAUAAACUAUGGACAACGAACACAAUUGCAUUUUAUCGAUGGCAAUUUAAAUGCACAGAGAUACCGUGACAAGCUCCUAAGGCCUGUUUUGAGGCCCAUUUUUUUGUAAGCUAUCUGUGACCAAAAAAUGCUAUCUGUAUUCCCAAUCAUGUGAAAUCUAUAGAUUAGGGCCUAUGUCAAAUCCUGUUAGGUCUAGAGGAACUAGAUCAGCAAUCACAUUAUUAUGGUUUGUGUUUGGCUGACUCUGGAACAGAGGUAAUAAGGUGUAAAUAGUAGUAACUCACCUGGGGGGUUUUCUUCCCGUUAUUAAGUCUAUAUUUUACCGUGUCGUUUUAAAUUGUCUCUACUAAUAAUUCUAGUAGAGAAUUAUACAGUGGGGGAAAAAAAGUAUUUAGUCAGCCACCAAUUGUGCAAGUUCUCCCACUUAAAAAGAUGAGAGAGGCCUGUAAUUUUCAUCUUAGGUACACGUCAACUAUGACAGACAAAAUGAGAUUUUUUUUCUCCAGAAAAUCACAUUGUAGGAUUUUUAAUGAAUUUAUUUGCAAAUUAUAAUGGAAAAUAAGUAUUUGGUCAAUAACAAAAGUUUCUCAAUACUUUGUUAUAUACCCUUUGUUGGCAAUGACACAGGUCAAACGUUUUCUGUAAGGUUUUCACACACUGUUGCUGGUAUUUUGGCCCAUUCCUCCAUGCAGAUCUCCUCUAGAGCAGUGACGUUUUGGGGCUGUCGCUGGGCAACACGGACUUUCAACUCCCUCCAAAGAUUUUCUAUGGGGUUGAGAUCUGGAGACUGGCUAGGCCACUCCAGGACCUUGAAAUGCUUCUUACGAAGCCACUCCUUCGUUGCCCGGGCGGUGUGUUUGGGAUCAUUGUCAUGCUGAAAGACCCAGCCACGUUUCAUCUUCAAUGCCCUUGCUGAUGGAAGGAGGUUUUCACUCAAAAUCUCACGAUACAUGGCCCCAUUCAUUAUUUCCUUUACACAGAUCAGUCGUCCUGGUCCCUUUGCAGAAAAACAGCCCCAAAACAUGAUGUUUCCAACCCCAUGCUUCACAGUAGGUAUGGUGUUCUUUGGAUGCAACUCAGCAUUCUUUGUCCUCCAAACACGACGAGUGUGACCAUAUGACAUUCUCCCGAUCCUCUUCUGGAUCAUCCAAAUGCACUCUAGCAAACUUCAGACGGGCCUGGACAUGUACUGGUUUAAGCAGGGGGACACGUCUGGCACUGCAGGAUUUGAGUCCCUGGCGGCGUAGUGUGUUACUGAUGGUAGGCUUUGUUACUUUGGUCCCAGCUCUCUGCAGGUCAUUCACUAGGUCCCCCCGUGUGGUUCUGGGAUUUUUGCUCACCGUUCUUGUGAUCAUUUUGACCCCACGGGGUGAGAUUUUGCGUGGAGCCCCAGAUCGAGGGAGAUUAUCAGUGGUCUUGUAUGUCUUCCAUUUCCUAAUAAUUGCUCCCACAGUUGAUUUCUUCAAACCAAGCUGCUUACCUAUUGCAGAUUCAGUCUUCCCAGCCUGGUGCAGGUCUACAAUUUUGUUUCUGGUGUCCUUUGACAGCUCUUUGGUCUUGGCCAUAGUGGAGUUUGGAGUGUGACUGUUUGAGGUUGUGGACAGGUGUCUUUUAUACUGAUAACUAGUUCAAACAGGUGCCAUUAAUACAGGUAACGAGUGGAGGACAGAGGAGCCUCUUAAAGAAGAAGUUACAGGUCUGUGAGAGCCAGAAAUCUUGCUUGUUUGUAGGUGACCAAAUACUUAUUUUCCACCAUAAUUUGCAAAUAAAUUCAUUAAAAAUCCUAUAAUGUGAUUUUCUGUAUUUUUUUUCUCAAUUUCUCUGUCAUAGUUGACGUGUACAUAUGAUGAAAAUUACAGGCCUCUCUCAUCUUUUUAAGUGGGAGAACUUGCACAAUUGGUGGCUGACUAAAAACUUUUUUUCCCCACUGUAUAUACACACAGUGCUAUGAAGAAGUAUUUGCCCCCUUUCUAAUUUUCUCAACUUUUGCAUAUUUGUGAUACUGAAUGUUAUCAGAUCUUCAACCAAAACCUAAUAUUAGAUAAAGGGAACAUAAGUGAACAAAUAACACAACAAUUACAUAUUUAUUUCAUUUAUUUUAUAAACAAAGUUAUGCAACACCCAAUUCCCCUGUGUGAAAAAGUAAUUGCCCCCUUACACUCAAUAACUGGUUGUGCCACCUUUAGCUGCAAUGACUUCAACCAAAUGCUUCCUGUAGUUGUUGAUCAGUCUCUCACGUCGCUGUGGAGGAAUUUUGGCCCACUCUUCCAUGCAGAACUGCUUUAACUCAGUGACGUGUGGGUUUUCAAGCAUGAACUACUCUUUUUCAAGUCCUGCCACAACAUCUCAAUUGGGAUUAGGUCUCGACUUUGACUAGGCCAUUCCAAAACUUCCAAUUUGUUGCUUUUUAGCAAUUUUCAUGUAGACUUGAUUGUGUGUUUUGGAUCAUUGUCUUGCUGCAUGACCCAGCUGCGCUUCAGCUUCAGCUCAUAGACGGAUGUUCUGACAUUCUCCUGUAGAAUCCUCUGAUACAGAACAGAAUUCAUGGUUCCUUCUAUUAAGGCAAGUCGUCCAGGUCCUGAGGCAGCAAAGCAUCCCCAAACCAUCACAUCACCACCACCAUGCUUGACCUUUGGUAUGAUGUUCUUACUGUGGAAUGCAGUGUUUGGUUUUCGCCAGGCAUAAUGGGACCCAUCCCAUUGAAAACCCACACGUCACUGAGUUAAAGCAGUUAAAGGGGGCAAAUACAUUUUCAUAGCACUGUGUAUGUAUGUAUGUAUGUAUGUGUGUGUAUAUAUAUAUAUAUAAAUAAAACAUGGGGGAUUGGAAGUGAUGCAGACAAUUACAUUGAUGGAAGUUACAAUCUAUCUGCAAUAUUAAGCUGAUCUACCCCCCAAAAAUAAUAAUUUUGAAAGCCAACUUAACAAACAGAUCACCGACCAUUUCGAAUCCCACCGUACCUUCUCCGCUUUGCAAUCGGGUUUCCGAGCUGGUCAUGGGUGCAACUCAGCCACGCUCAAGGUCCUAAACGAUAUUAUAACCGCGAUCGAUAAUAGACAGUACUGUGCAGCCGUCUUCAUCAACCUGGCCAAAGCUUUCGACUCUGUCAACCACCGCAUUCUUAUUGGCAGACUAAAUAGCCUUUGUUUCUCAAAUGACUGCCUCGCCUGGUUCACCAACUACUUCUCAGAUAGAGUUCAAUGUGUCAAAUCGGAGGGCCUGUUGUCUGGACCUAUGGCAGUCUCUAUAGGGGUGCCACAGGGUUCAAUUCUUGGGCCGACUCUUUUCUCCGUGUAUAUCAAUGAUGUCGCUCUUGCUGCUGGUGACUCUCAGAUCCACCUCUACGAAGACGACACCGUUUUGUAUACAUCUGGCCCUUCAUUGGACACUGUGUUAACAAACCUCCAAACGAGCUUCAAUGCCAUACACCACUCCUUCAGUAGCCUCCAACUGCUCUUAAACACUAGUAAAACUAAAUGCAUGCUCUUCAAUCGAACGCUGCUGGCACCCGCCCACCCGACUAGAAUCACUACUCUCGACGGGUCUGACCUAGAGUAUGUGGACAACUACAAAUACCUAGGUGUCUGGUUAGACUGUAAACUCUCCUUCCAGACUCACAUUAAGAAUCUCCAAUCCAAAGUUAAAUCUAGAAUCGGCUUCCUAUUUCGCAACAAAGCCUCCUUCACUCAUGCUGCCAAACAUGCCCUCGUAAAACUGACUAUCCUACCGAUCCUUGACUUCGGCGAUGUCAUUUACAAAAUGGCCUCCAACACUCUACACAGCAAAUUGGAUGUAGUCUAUCACAGUGCCAUCUGUUUUGUCACCAAAGCCCCAUAUACUACCCACCACUGUGACCUGUACACUCUUGUUGGCUGGUCCUCACUACAUAUUCGUCGCCAAACCCACUGGCUCCAGGCCAUCUAUAAAUCACUGCUAGGCAAAUCCCCGCCUUAUCUUAGCUCAUUGGUCACCAUAGCAACACCCACCCGUAGUAUGCGCUCCAGCAGGUAUAUCUCACUGGUCAUCCCCAAAGCCAACACCUCCUUUGGCCGCCAUUCCUUCCAGUUCUCUGCUGCCAAUGACUGGAACGAAUUGCAAAAAUCUCUGAAGCUGGAGAUUCUUAUCUCCCUAACUAACUUUAAGCAUCAGUUGUCAGAGCACCUUACCGAUCACUGCACCUGUACACAGCCCAUCUGAAAUUAGCCCACCCAACUACCUCAUCCCCAUAUUGUUAUUUAUUUUGCUAAUUUGCACCCCAGUAUCUCUAUUUGCACAUCUUCUCUUGCACAUCUAUCAUUCCAGUGUUAAUACUAAUUGUAAUUAUUUUGCACUAUAGCCUAUUUAUUGCCUUACCUCCAUAACUUGCUACAUUUGCACACACUGUAUAUAUAUUUUCUGUUGUAUUUUUGACUUUAUGUUUUGUUUUACCCCAUAUGUAACUCUGUGUUGUUGUUUUUAUCGCACUGCUUUGCUUUAUCUUGGCCAGGUCGCAGUUGAAAAUGAGAACUUGUUCUCAACUGGCUUACCUGAUUAAAUAAAGGUGAAAUAAAAAUAAAUAAAUACAAAAUAAGAAAAAAUAAGAAUAAGAAUAAGAAAAAAUAUAUUUAAAAUAAUUAUAUCUACAUCAGGGGUGUCAAACAUCUGGGGGGGGGGGACGAACUCAAUAUCAUUUAAAAUGACUAAAGCAAAAUAGAAACUGUAGAAAUGAUAAUGGACCUACAUUCAUACAGUUUCUUGACUGUGUCCAGCUCGCUAAUAAUCACCGAAAUGAAAGCUAGACAGUCAGAGAGCACUGAAAAUUCCCAAUAUGAUGGAUAGAGGACUGUUUUUUGCACAUUUUGACGACAAGGAAAUAUAAAAAAAAAUAUGUGUGUGUCCCUCUGGACCUUGAUGAAGACUGAAUGCGGCCCCCGGGGCAAAAUGAGUUUGAUCUAGAUUAAGUGUGUUUUUGUUUUUUUGCAGGCUUUGGGUCCGCUGGCGGCUUUGGGUCCAAUCAGUAAGUAUCACUCAUCUUUGUGCUCUUCUGUGUGUGGGUGGGUGUUUUGGUGUCUGUGUUCACAUUUGUUGUGUUCAUUAGUGUCUUUGUGCUUGUGUGUACAUUUGUCUGUUGAGUGAUUGAACCCUCCCUAUACACACUCGCUUGUGUGUCUCUGGCAGUAGUGUGUGGAGGAAAAGUGUGACCACAGCCCACUUCUGAGAAUCUGAAGGGCAGCACGAAUUCACAACAAGCUGCCCUAAUAUAUCAUCCCUCCUUCCCCCCUUCCCCCCUCCGGUACCUUAUUCAACCCUCACCCUUCUCCUCUCUAACACCACUGAUCUCCUCACCCUCGAGGGCUCACCCCAGACACUCGCCUACUCUAGCCGCUUCCCCGUCUUUGCUCUCCUUUUUCCCCUACCUCAUCUACCACUCUCUACCCUCUUCCUCUACCUCCUCCCUCUCCUUCCUUUAUUUAUCUCCACCCUGCUUCCUCCUUUUCCUCCUCCCUCUCUCCCGUGCCUCCUCUCCUUGUGCUGCUGUGUCACAUGGCCCCUGUGUAUCCCCCAGGGUGCAUUGCAGUGGAAUGCGAUCUGAAGUGCUCAGGAGAGUGUGGCGACGUGGCCCGAGCUCUGAGAGUCAUUCACAUGCUGUUAGAUAAGCUCCUCUCUCUCCCUCCGUUCCGCUUCACCCUCUCCCCUCCUCUUCUCCCUGUUCUCGUCUUCUAUUUCUCGCUUUCUCUUCCUCAUCCCUCCUUUAACCCCCUCAUUUCCGACCUUGCUCUCUCCCUCAUCCCCCCUUCUUACUAAAUUUCCUUCUCACUCACUCUCCUCUCUUCUUCCUCAUCCUCUUCCCCUCAUCAUACCCAUUUAUAAUGGUUGAUGAAAGCAAAAUGCUGCCAAAUGCUCUGAGAUGGGUCCUCUGUGUAUGUUUUAGUUUAAUUUGAUGCAACAAGAAUGUUUGCUUAAAGAAACAUGGUUUAUAUUAAUACUCUUUGACACAAGCAAGCGUUAGCCCUUUUUUAAAAAAUGUAUAUAUAUAUGUCUUUCUAUAUAAUGUUAUUCUGAAUACAUUUUCAUGAGGCAAAGCGUUUUCAUGUAUGCAGAACUUGCAGUACAUAACUGCAGGUCCUCCUCCAACCCAUAGAAACUGAUGCCACUCUUCAUGUAGCUGCCUCCUAGUAUUACUCUAUGGACAUAUCUCAAGUCCCUCUCAUCACUCCCACAUUCUUCCUCUCCUCCUUCUAGUCCCAUCCCUUCUUUCUUCUCUCCACCUCCCUCAGUCCCCCCCCCCCCCCCCCCCCCCUCUCUCUCUCAACCCUCUCUCUCCUUCUCUGUUCCACUCAUCCAUUUACGCCUCCAUCUUCCCUUUCUAGUGUGCUAUGUGUUGAUAUGUGUAUCUUGUUCCGUCCAGGACUCCCUCCUCAUAUAUGUUAUAUGUCCCUGAAUAUACAGUACAUACUUCCCUCACAGUACUGUGAGACAGCAUUAGUAUUCCUCAUAAUCAUCAGUCAGGGCAAGGCAGGGGCUAGGGGGAAAAGGCCAAACCAUCACACAACAAGGUAGCUAACUUCCCAAGCAGACUCCCCUUAUUUUUAUUUUUUUGGGGGGGUUUGUGUCUUCAUUGGUUGUUUUUUUUCAGAUCAUCUUCUCAAACGUUUGGAGCCGGUCCGGGUUGGAGAAGCUAGUUUUUGUUGACCCCUCCCUGGGCGAGUGCACCCCUGGUGUGUGUGACCAGCAACACUGCUCUCUGCAAUCAAGCUCUUUGAGUAGACGGCACCUGAAGGGAGAAGGGUGGCGAAAGGGUGCCUGGGUUGGGGUGGAAGGAAGGGGGGUU
Coregonus sp. 'balchen' is the source of this 31070-nucleotide messenger RNA. NCBI's taxonomy places the organism in Eukaryota, Metazoa, Chordata, Actinopteri, Salmoniformes, Salmonidae. The record is from the annotation of a GenBank genome assembly.